UCUGCCAGACAGGUGCUGUCCUGUUCCUGCUUGUGACUGUGAUUGUGAACAUCAAGCUGAUCUUGGACACCAGGAGAGCUGCUUAUGAGGAGGAAGAGGACUCCACGCAGGACUAUGAUGAUGACAUGCUGGACAUGGAGGUCCCUAAGCAGCCUGCCAACACCAGGAAGGUCUUGGAUGUUGAGGUCUAUUCCAGCCGAUCAAAGGUCUACGUGGCUGUGGAUGGGACAACGGUCUUGGAAGAUGAUGCUCGAGAGCAAGGAAGAGGGAUCCAUGUCAUCGUCUUAAAUCAAGCCACGGGUCAUGUGAUGGCCAAAAGGGUCUUUGACACCUAUUCUCCCCAUGAGGAUGAAGCCAUGGUACUCUUCCUCAACAUGGUUGCCCGGGGCCGCAUCCUGAUUUUCACCAUUAAGGAUGAAGGCUCCUUCCACCUCAAGGACACAGCUAAGAAUCUUCUAAAAAGCCUGGGGAGCCAAGUUGCACCAUUCCUAAGCUGGAGAGACAUGUGGACAUUUGUGGGGAAGAAGGGAGGGGAGGUGUACGGUGAGAAGCACUCAAAGUCGCCUGCCCUCUCCACAUGGGGUGACGCUGUACUACUGAAGACAGAAGUCCACCUGACAUCCUUGGAAGAUGCCGAGUGCCACUGGCCCAACACAGAGCUGAACCGCCGCCGCAAGACGUUUUGCAGCAAAGUCGAAGGUUACGGCAGCGUGUGCAGCUGCAAAGACCCCACUCCCAUCGAGUUCAACCCCGAGCCCCUCAAAAACAAUAAAGUCUUUGAUGUGCCUGUAGCUGUAAUUGCAGGGAACCGGCCCAACUACCUGUACAGGAUGCUGCGCUCCUUGCUGUCGGCUCAGGGAGUCAAUCCUGAGAUGAUCACGGUGUUCAUUGACGGCUACUAUGAGGAGCCUAUGGAUGUUGUGGAGCUGUUCGGUCUUGCUGGAAUCCAGCACACUCCCAUCAGCAUUAAAAAUGCCAGAGUUUCCCAGCACUACAAAGCCAGUCUGACUGCAACCUUCAACCUGUUCCCGGAGGCCAAAUUUGCUGUGGUUCUGGAGGAAGACCUUGACAUCUCUGUUGAUUUCUUCAGCUUUCUGAGCCAGUCCAUCUACCUGCUGGAGGAGGAUGAGAGCCUGUACUGCAUCUCAGCCUGGAAUGACCAGGGCUACGAGCACACAGCUGAGGACCCCUCGCUCCUGUACCGUGUGGAAACCAUGCCAGGCCUGGGCUGGGUACUCCGCAAAAGCCUGUACAAGGAGGAGCUGGAGCCGAAGUGGCCAACCCCAGAGAAGCUCUGGGACUGGGACAUGUGGAUGCGGAUGCCUGAGCAGCGGAAGGGCCGGGAGUGCAUCAUCCCGGACAUCUCGCGCUCCUACCACUUUGGCAUCGUGGGGCUCAACAUGAACGGCUACUUUCACGAAGCCUAUUUCAAAAAGCACAAGUUCAACACAGUCCCAAAUGUCCAGCUUAAAAAUGUGGAGAGCUUGAAGAAGGAUGCUUACGAAAUUGAAAUUCAUCGGCUGCUUGGUGAGGCUGAGGUUUUGGACCACAGCAAGAACCCCUGUGAAGACUCCUUUGUGCCUGACACUGAGGGCAAGGUCUACGUCAUGUUCAUCAAGAUGGAGCAGGAAGCUGAUUUUACCACGUGGACUCAGCUUGCCAAGUGCCUCCACAUCUGGGACCUGGAUGUCCGUGGAAAUCACAAGGGGCUGUGGAGGCUUUUCCGCAAGAAGAACCACUUCCUCGUGGUGGGCGUCCCUGCCUCUCCCUACUCGUCCAAGAAGCCCCCAUCGGUGACCCCGAUCUACAUGGAGCCCCCUGCCAAGGAGGAGGGGGCGGUGGCAGCGCCAGCGGUCCCUGCAGCGGAGCAGACAUGAGAGCAGCAGCUGGGGAGGAAGGGGGCACUGGAGAGGCAGAGACCAGUGGGCGGCUGCCCUCGGAGCCUGGUGACCGGACACCAACUCCAGCUUCAGGCUGCAAAGUGAGAUCUUGGGUCCCCCUCUUCCUGGAAUGGGAUCCUUCCCUGUAGAUCUGCUACCCCUACGGCAUGGGAACCUUUUGAACAGACUCUUUACUAACGCUGCUCCCUUCUCUCCCCACCUGGGCUCCCUGGGCAAGGCUGGAGGAAGAGGAUGCCCGGUCUUGGGCUGGAGGGGCAUUCAGCAAUGCCUGUGGCUCCUUCCUUCCCCACCCCAGGUCCUGGGAAGAGCAGCUGGCUUUUGUAGGAAGUGCUGCAGCCGACCAGCUGGCUUUUAUUUAUUAACUCUUGCCUGUCUGGCCUCGUGCCCAGCGCAGUGGUGAAGAGGGGAAUCUCCCAGCAUCUCUUCUCCCUCCUGCACCAUGGAUGCACCUUGAAGACUGCCCUGGACUGGAUGUCUCCCUGCAUCCCAGCUCACUGCCUGGACCAUGGGCCCCAGAGCAGCCCAGCUUCUAGGCAAGAGGGAAUGCUGCCGAAGAGCUGACCUUGCCGCGCCGGCGGAGGGGACCCCCGCUCCCCAUGGCGAGGGCCGCUGAGGGGCUGCCCUUUCCCCUCAGUUGUGGGGGACAGAUGACUGGAUGGAGCAGGCCCAGGCUCUGCGCUGCUGCUCACACCGUCCUUGCCAGCUCCUGCGGGGCAGCAGCCUUGGGCCGGGGCGAGGGCUGAAAGUGCCUUGUGGAGCCAGAGGAGCAGCGAAGGGCACCCCGCUCUGCCACCCCCAGCGCAGAGGCAGGAGCUGCCCGAGCCCUCCGGCAGGCAGUGCUAGGCACGAGUGAUGCUGCAGCCGGGCACGGGCCUUGCUGUGGUACUGCCCCUGUCCCUCCCGCGGGGCCAGCUACCCCCAGGCCCUCACACAGGAUGGGGUCUCAUUCUCCCCUCUCUCCCCUUAGCACGGUACGUCUGCCAGGGCCGCCGCGGCCGAGCUCCAUGGGCAGCCUGGCUCGGAGCAGUCCCUGUGCAGAGGGAGGGGUGGCUGCCCUGCCUCCCCAGGGCCCCAUCCCACCCCCCUGGUACUAGUUGCCUCAAUCCCGGGCACUCCUGCUCCCUGCUCUCACUGCCCUCCCUGUCGUAUCCAUGCAACAAUAGUCAAGUUCUUUGCCCAGGUCGCCUGUGCUCAGCUUUGUGCCCAGCAAGGGCUUUGCUGCCCAGUCCUGUCUCUGUGGCCACAGGCAGGGUACAUGAGGGGUAACCCUCCAGCUGCAGCGCCCUUGGGCCAGGUGCUCUUGAGCGGAGCACCAGGCCACCUGGGCCACCCACCCCAGCUCUCCAUGGGAUCCACACUACACUAAUUUAUUUAUUUAUUACUGGUGGGAAGGGGAUAGCAGGAAUGUAGCAGGGAGAGCUGGGAGCCCCCGAGGGCACAGUCCUGCCGCACCUCUCUUUUGAGCCCCCAUCUCCAUCCUUCAUUCCCUCUCUUCUUCCCUCCUUUGCUCAGCAGCAGAAAAUGUGAACCCAGCUCCUGAUCUGCUCCUGUGGUCCCACUAAGCCCAGGUGAGCAGAGCUGCCCUCGGCUGUGGGGCCAGGGCAGCUGGGUGGGCAGAGCCUGCACAGCCACAGGGAUGUCACAGGUCCCCACUGCAUCCUGUUCAUCCCGAUGCCCUCAAGACUUUUUGGUAGCAGCCCCAGGGCUCAGAUCAUCGCUGCCUUGCUGCAGCCCCUCUGCUCUCGGCUCUUCUCUGGGGCUCUGGUACUGUGGGUGUCUGGGUUCGUCUUCAGUCUCAGCUGGUCCUUGGGCAUUUUAGAAAGGUCCUUUAAAGGCCCUGAGCCAGGGACUCGGCUUCCCUUCCCCGCUCCUCAACAGCGGUGCUGGCUGCUUGCGCCUCAAGUCCUGCUUUGGAAAAGCCCCCAUGGUCACA
This is a messenger RNA of Nothoprocta perdicaria, 3834 nucleotides long. It is a transcript of the gene POMGNT1, whose product is annotated as protein O-linked mannose N-acetylglucosaminyltransferase 1 (beta 1,2-). The record is from RefSeq and is a predicted model, not a curated record. Gene Ontology annotation, molecular function: beta-1,3-galactosyl-O-glycosyl-glycoprotein beta-1,3-N-acetylglucosaminyltransferase activity. The transcript has 21 exons. Gene Ontology annotation, cellular component: Golgi membrane. Bases 126 to 1877 code for a protein of 583 amino acids. Gene Ontology annotation, biological process: protein O-linked glycosylation via N-acetylgalactosamine. Lineage: Eukaryota; Metazoa; Chordata; Aves; Tinamiformes; Tinamidae.